This is a messenger RNA of Hydra vulgaris (swiftwater hydra), 1490 nucleotides long. RefSeq names its product ELAV-like protein 3. Gene Ontology annotation, molecular function: mRNA binding. Lineage: Eukaryota; Metazoa; Cnidaria; Hydrozoa; Anthoathecata; Hydridae. Gene Ontology annotation, cellular component: nucleus; ribonucleoprotein complex. The record is from RefSeq and is a predicted model, not a curated record.
GUAGCGUGUCAUAUUUUUAUUUCGUUUCAAAUAACUUCCCUUAAAGUUAUAUGAACCAUAGCUGUUUAGACAGUUUUUCAUUUUCAGUGUUUCACUAGAUAUUCAUAAUGGACAACAGAGAUGGUAUUGGAGCAACUGGAUUGAAGACUAAGAUUAUAGUGAAUUACAUACCGCAAAGCAUGAGUGAUGAUGAAUUUAGACAGUUAUUUAGUCAAUGUGGUGCUCUACAAGAAUGUAAAAUAAUUCGAGAUAAACAAACGAACUAUAGUUUUGGAUACGGUUUUGUUGAUUAUUUAAAACCAGAAUUUGCAAGUUUAGCUAUUUCCAAGUUAAAUGGAUUUCAAAUACAAAAUAAAAGUAUUAAAGUUGCAUAUUCAAAACCGCCAGGGUGUAGUAAAAAUGCCAAUCUCUAUGUUACUGGACUAGGAAAACAUACAAAUGAAAAAUCUUUAGAAGAGUUAUUUGGAGUUUAUGGUGAAAUUAUUCAAACAAAAUUACUAAGAGGAGCUGACGGUACUUCUAAAGAAAUUGGAUUUGUUUUGUUCAAAGAAAAGCCACAUGCUGAUAAUGCUAUAAAAAAUUUGCAAGGGUAUUCCGAUGGUAAUGGAAUGAAUUUACAGAUAAAGUAUGCUAAAGAUCAAAAUGAAAAUCAGAAGCAAAUGCCAAAGUUCAAUGGCUUUUAUCAAACCAAUAUGCAAAGGAUGUCUCAAAGUUCAUUAAUGGCAGAAAGUUACCCGUAUAAUGUUGCUCCAUACAGUGCUGGUGUUAUGGGACGUGGAAUGGACUAUGGAGGAGGCUAUGAUAGUGCCAUGGGUAUCGGAAAAGCUAUUCGUGGUCGAGGUGUUGGUACACGAUUUAAUCCACUUGCAAGACCUUUAAAUAGUGACAUUGGUUUAGAGCAAUAUGACCCUUUUACAGAGUCGAUAGUAUUGUUUGUUUAUAAUAUUGGUCCUAAUGCGCAGGACAGUGACUUGUAUGGUUUAUUUUGUAGGUUUGGUAGGAUUAACAAAGUAAAUGUUAUAGCAGGUAAAGGAUAUGGUUUUGUACAUAUGCCUGUACUCAAUGAGGCACAAGCAGCAGUUAAUGCUUUAAACGGAAUGUUUUAUAAUGGUAAAAAUCUUCAAGUUUCUGUUAAGGCCAGCAAGUAAUAAUUCAUCUUAAGGUAAUCAUUAAAUUUCAUUUCUGAAACAUCAAAAGUUUUAAUGAUAUCCUUUAAAAAAUUAUUUUAAUGAAAAGCUUCUGGAUGGUUGUUAACUAUUUUUUGUCGAGUCUGUUGCAAUCAUGUGUUAAAUGACGAAGUGAAAAACCUCUGGCACUAGUUUUAGUCGUACCAUUUUCAGAUAAAUGCCAAUGCAUUUGAAAAUGUUUUUCAUUUGCAUUUGUGGUACCGUUAACAAUUUGAGUGCUUUUCUGGUAAUUUCGGUCCAGUUUUUUUUGUUUUGUUUUGUUUUUUUUUUAUUUUCAACGAACAGUUUUAUUUACUGAGCAAA